Spirodela intermedia is the source of this 465-nucleotide messenger RNA. Lineage: Eukaryota; Viridiplantae; Streptophyta; Magnoliopsida; Alismatales; Araceae. The record is from the annotation of a GenBank genome assembly.
AUGGCGGAGCAGCAGAGGAACAUCCAGCAAAGGAUGUCCGAGUCGGGAAGCCCAGCGACCCGGCAGACGGUGAAGUUUCUCACGGCGGCGAGCAUCGGCACGGCCCUGCUGCUGCUGUCGGGGCUCACCAUGACGGGGACCGUGGUCUGCCUGGUCCUGGCCACGCCGGCGCUGGUGCUGUUCAGCCCCAUCCUCGUGCCGGCGGGGAUAGUCAUCGCCAUGGCUACCGCCGGGUUCUUCCUCUCCGGCGGGUUCGGCGUGGCGGCGAUGUCCGCACUCGCCUGGAUCUAUAACUACGUGACCGGGAAGCACCCACCGGGCGCCGACCAGCUCGACUCCGCGCGCAUGAAGCUGAUGAGCACCGCGCGGGACGUAAAGGAGCGCGCCAAGGAGUACGGCCACUUCGUCCAGAACAAGGCCCACGAGGUCACCAGCCACACCCCCGCUACCGCCGCCGCCUCCUAA